Messenger RNA from Penicillium brasilianum, 2820 nucleotides. The record is from the annotation of a GenBank genome assembly. Lineage: Eukaryota; Fungi; Ascomycota; Eurotiomycetes; Eurotiales; Aspergillaceae.
CCCCGAUUCUCUUAAUAUAUCCUUCUUUUUUCAUAUCAAUCUCUGUUCAACCUAGAACCUAUCGAGGAUAGUAUAUUCUACAUGUGUUCUAUUUAUGCCUCCCAGCCAUCGGAAUAGCUGCUGGGAUUUUACUCUGUAACUUGGCUGUCAGCUUAAAAGGAGUACAGAAGUGUACCUCCUGCCCUGGGACUUUCUAGAGGAACACCCUAGUCCGAGCUACAGCUAAUCACCCGUGGCCAAGUCAACUCUUGUCCCCGCUCACACGCCAAUCGACUCUUGCGUCUUGCUUUUCGCGCCCAAUCCUGACCCAUGUGAGCUUCCAAUCCGAUCUUCGCCGAGUCUUGAUUUGCUGCGGCCUUCGCUUCACUAUCAACCCAACCAUCCUGUCACUCUGCCCUACGGACCCUUUUCUGUGACUUGCCCCUCCGUUCGCUGCUCUGCCCAACCGCUGCACCUCUUCUGCACGUUGAUGCCAUCGACCCCAGCCUCCCUGAUCGUACAUCACUUUUCUUCUUCUAUAACACCACCAUCAUAUCAUUGAUUCCAACUCUUCGUCUCUUUUCGUCCACUCCGAUCGGACCUAACCGCUGAUCUUGCUCUCUGGGGGUAACCUUUUCCGGGAUCAAUCAUCUUAGGCAUUCGCUCUUUGCCUGGUCUUUUUUUUGAAGUCCCCGGUCACUGGAUUUUUCUUUUAAUACAGUGGCUGCAGCUGCUCCCCUGAAUCUUCCAUCUUGUCUUACUCCUCCUAUACCUCAUAUCACAUAUACCGCACCCACGACUUUCAAAAGUCUUGCCUGUUGGGGAAUUCUCCCCGACUAACGGAACCUUAUUGACUAGAGCUUUACACCGCUCCCUCGCCCUUACCUGUCGAUCGCGCAAGCUCUCUGAUGAGUGAUCUUCCUCCAACGCCAGUCGUCUACGACUAUCGCUAGCGAUGGCGCCGCUCGGCCAGACGAUCGCCGUGAUUGACAAGUCCGGCAAGGUCGUCAGUACGAGUAAACAACUUUUUGGAGUCUUCAACCAAGCCAAGGCCGCUUAUAAGGAGCGCAAGGCCCACUUUAACUCGGAGCGAAAUGCCAAGAUCGCAGAGCAACAGGCUCUCCAGGCUUUGGCGACUUACCAGAUCGAUGACUCGCCGUCGGUAGCCUCCCGCCGCAGUCACCGUAGCCGGUCACGCCAUCAUUCGAGUCGCAGCCAGCAUCACCCAAGCAAGUCGCACUAUGAACAGGACCUUCAUUCCGCGACGGGGAGACCCGAGUCUCACUAUGGACAUGGCGAGGGUCUUCCCCGCCGACAUACCCACCAUGAACUGACUACGGUCCAGGAACCGGCCCGUCCAAUGACAGCCCGAUCCAAAUCAGAUGCUCAUAUCGAUAUGGACUUGGCAUAUGGCGAAGCUCAUCCUAAGGCUCUGUCGAGGUACAGCCCACCGGAACUCAACAUCGAUGAUCAGAAGCAACUCGAUGGCCUGGUGAGCCGUGCUCAGUGGCUUCUCGAGGAGGCUCAUUGUGUACAGCACAGUGCUACCGCCACCAUCUCUCACCUGCAAAAGAACCCAGACGCCAUGGCCGCAGUCGCCCUCACUUUGGCGGAGAUCAGUAAUUUGGCCGGCAAAAUGGCACCCGCAGCCCUUUCUGCCUUUAAGACGGCCGCGCCAACCGUUUUCGCUCUUUUGUCCAGCCCGCAAUUCCUUAUUGCCGCUGGACUGGGGCUUGGCGUGACGGUGGUCAUGUUCGGCGGCUACAAGAUCAUCAAAAAGAUCCAGUCAGGCAAUGCAGAGAAAGCAAUAGAGGAAGAAGAGCCUAUCGUGAUGGAGGACAUGAUGGAACUCAACAUGGAAUCGGAGAGUCGGGUCGAAAUGUGGCGGCGCGGUGUGGCUGACAUUGAAGCGGAAAGUGUCGGUACCUCUGUCGACGGCGAGUUUAUCACUCCUCGAGCAGCAGCCAUGUCCGGUAUCGACGUCACGACCGCACGCGCACAACGAGACCCUCGAUUCAAAUUCGACGACGAUGGUUCCGUCGCCUCGUCUCGUCGCUCGCGCCGAUCACGCACCUCCCGCGCCCAUACGACAGCCGAAUCUCGCAGUGGCCGCUCCAGGAGAGAGCCCGAGCCCGUUCCCGCUUCGAAAGCUCCGCCUAGUUUCUUCGUUCGAUCUUCCAAGGCUCCGACAAAGGCACCCAGUCGCGCUCCGAGUCGUGCACCAAGCAAAGCACCAAGCAAAGCGCCUUCCAAGGCUGGUUCGACUGUCUCGGAAAAGGAGAAGCGGCCAAUGGAGAAGAAGAAGAAGAAGGGCCCGAGUCGCUUGCGAAUGAUGUUUACCCCAUAAUUACCAGACCGACAGUUUGCACAUUACACAUCUACGCCGUACACGAAACGAAACGAAACAACGACCUUUAUACUGACCAACGAUACACGAGCUCCCUGGCAUAUGUGUAUAUAUCGUCAGUUCACACUGUACAAUUGCAGAGGACUACAAUGCCUGGGGUACAUACUCUACCAUGACAUAUCUCCUGCGACUCUGAUGAUGACGUCCUAACAACGACGUCUCCACUUCGACUUUUCUCUCAAUGUCUACUAUUUGAACAAACCAUUGGAAUUAUUCUGUGUUUGCGUUUGGGAUAUUGCAAGCAUGUUUCGGAGUUAUACUAGCAUUGCUCUUUUGUCGGUUACAACGGCGCUCGGUGAAACAUUUGUAUCCAUUUGUUCCUUACUCUUCUCUAGAGCAAAAAAAUUACACCAUCUCCGAGUAUUUUCCAACCACUCACUCAAUUCAAACUCGUCGUAUAUCAUAAUGAAAAUCUCCCCCUCUACUCAAACGUC